AUGAAUAUUGCCGAAAUGCAAGACUAUUCACAAAGAAAUGGGCAACCAGUCAAAGGCCAGAUGAAAGGAGCUUUCUGUUUCUUGAAGACUCAUUAUCUGACCGCUCGGGUACACACAUGCCACAUUUUGCCCUUGGAAGAAAAGCCGCCAAACAUUGAUGUGGUCAGCCUUCAAAAGCCGUUGCGCGAAAUCUAUGACGACAAAGUUCUUGAAGGAGCUGAUUCUAUGGUUCAACACGAACCAUUGAUAGGGAGCUCACAGAGGAAUUUUGCAUCGAUCGUCCAAGAGUAUUCCCCUCUAGCUUCUUACGUCAACUCUUCGGUCAAUUUAAAUGGAAUCACUCAAGAAUUCUUCAGUAAUCCAGCAGAAUAUCCCAUAAAAUGGUCCGCAAACUCGACUGAGAGCUACAUGGCGCCUGACCUAAGGCGGUUAAUUCGUCGUUGUGGUGGACGCCUGAAAACAAACCCCAGUUUUCGUGGCAAAGAACUCUCUGACGUUUCAAUCUGGUAUUCACUCCUAGAGAUCUUUGUUUUCAACAGGCGGCCCUGGAACCGUGGAACAGACAGUGAUGAAAUGAAUCGAGCGGUUAAAGCCUGUACUGGUCCCUAUUUGACACUGUGCGAGCAUGGGAUAUUUGAAGUGACGGAAGCCUCUUCGCACAAAUUCUAUAAGAUCUCAAUCGAAAACGUUAUUGGGGAUGCGGAAUGGACUAUAAUCAGAUCUUGGGACGACUUCCGCGAGCUGAACAAGCAAUUGUCCAUUUUCCUGCCUGGAGCUGAACUCUGGCAACCAGGAUCCGCCCUUGAUAGGCAAAGCAAUUGGAUCAACUACCUAUCGGACGAAACGAUCCCCAAUCCUCGAGUCAUGGGCCCACUGCUAGGCUUUGCCCUCAGGUCAACAUUCCUACAACACGGCUCUAAGCUCCUUGAUCUAGCCAUGAGUUCCGGAAUCAUCGCUUUUCUCCGACCCACUGGAAGCUUAGAUGGGGUCACUUUGCGGAACGAAGGAUUUUCUGUGUAUAGAAUGGCUAUGUAUGGAGAACCACUGCGUAUCAUCAACUUGGGUGCUUUCAUACCCCCGAAGCUCUUUGCAGUCAUGAUGGUGAACCGAGUAGCAGAGUACGAAACCCCAGCCUCCACAUAUUUGAUAAAUCACGGGCAGUCACGUUUCAGUCUACUUCUUCGUUCGAAGUUGGAUCCAGAGUCAGCACAGAGUUUUGAUCUCUACACUGUGAAAGACGUGGCUGCCUCUGAGAGUCUGACAGCUCUCGAUUCUCCUCCAGUCCCGAUGUUACUUUCGUUUUCAAUUGGUUCUGCGUCGAAUCUACAUGAGUCCGAGUUUGAAUCGAUGAGCUUUCUCUUCUCUGAUUGGAUGGAUUUUAUAUUGUGGCAUGAGGUAUUGAAGCUUUUCAGUCGACUCGGGCCUUAUCCUGAUGGACCUUGA
Molecule: messenger RNA, 1443 nt
Organism: Cadophora gregata
Lineage: Eukaryota; Fungi; Ascomycota; Leotiomycetes; Helotiales; Ploettnerulaceae
Exons: 1
Coding region: 1-1443 (480 amino acids)
Molecular function (GO): phosphatidylinositol binding
Source: RefSeq, a predicted model, not a curated record